Molecule: messenger RNA, 891 nt
Organism: Python bivittatus (Burmese python)
Lineage: Eukaryota; Metazoa; Chordata; Lepidosauria; Squamata; Pythonidae
Source: RefSeq, a predicted model, not a curated record
UCACUGAAAUAGGACAGCAGCACAAGAGAAACAUCUGAAACGGUUAAAGUUGCAGAGACAUUGGAAGACUUAAUAAGCACAUUGGGAGAAGAGAGUUCUUCUUCUUUGGAAAGUAACUUAGAUGACUUGGCUGAGGUCUUGGAGGCAGAUCUACCAAACUCCAAAAGCAAAAUACUGAGACUCCUUUGUACAGUUGCACGUCUGUUACCACAGAAGAUGACCAUUUACACAACUCUUGUUGGCUUGCUGAAUGCCAGGAACUACAAUUUUGGUGGAGAGUUUGUAGAAGCAAUGAUACGUCAGCUGAAAGAAUGUUUGAAAGCCAACAUGUACAAUGAAGCUGUAUAUUUAGUGCGCUUUCUUUCUGAUCUUGUGAAUUGUCAUGUAAUAGCUGCACCCUCAAUGGUAGCCAUGUUUGAGAAUUUUGUUAGUGUGACGCAGGAGGAGGAUGUACCUCAGGUUCGGUGUGACUGGUAUGUGUACGCGUUUCUGUCAUCCUUACCUUGGGUGGGGAAGGAGCUCUAUGAGAAAAAGGACACUGAAAUGGAGCGCAUCUUGUCCACUGUUGAAAACUAUCUGAAACGGCGUCAGAAGACUCACGUGCCCAUGCUACAGGUUUGGUCUGCUGAUAAACCGCAUCCACAAGAAGAGUACUUAGAUUGCCUUUGGGCUCAGAUUCAGAAAAUGAAGAAGGAUCACUGGCAAGAGAGGCACAUUCCGAGGCCGUACCUCGCUUUCGACAGCGUGCUUUGUGAAGCACUGCAGCACAACCUGCCUCCUUUUACGCCCCCACCCCACACGGCAGAUUCCGUUUACCCGAUGCCAAGAGUCACCUUCCGAAUGUUCGACUACACUGAUGAUCCUGAAGUAAGUUAGCGAUGUGGGGCAACA